Molecule: messenger RNA, 4356 nt
Organism: Suricata suricatta (meerkat)
Lineage: Eukaryota; Metazoa; Chordata; Mammalia; Carnivora; Herpestidae
Product: neurogenic locus notch homolog protein 1-like
Exons: 9
Coding region: 33-2714 (893 amino acids)
Biological process (GO): Notch signaling pathway; cell differentiation; regulation of DNA-templated transcription
Cellular component (GO): membrane
Molecular function (GO): signaling receptor activity; Notch binding
Source: RefSeq, a predicted model, not a curated record
GGGCGGGCCGCCGGCGCCGGGAGCUGGACCCCAUGGACAUCCGCGGAUCCAUUGUCUACCUGGAGAUCGACAACCGUCAGUGUGUCCAAUCGUCCUCGCAAUGCUUCCAGAGCGCCACGGACGUGGCCGCCUUCCUGGGCGCACUCGCCUCACUGGGCAGCCUCAACAUCCCCUACAAGAUCGAGGCCGUGCAGAGUGAGACGGUGGAGCCGCCCCCGCCCCCGCAGCUGCACUUCAUGUACGUGGCCGUGGCCGCCUUCGUGCUCCUCUUCUUCGUGGGCUGCGGCGUACUUCUGUCACGGAAGCGCCGGCGGCAGCAUGGACAGCUGUGGUUCCCCGAGGGCUUCAAGGUGUCAGAAGCCAGCAAGAAGAAGCGGCGGGAGCCCCUCGGCGAGGACUCCGUGGGCCUCAAGCCCCUGAAGAAUGCGUCGGACGGCGCUCUCAUGGACGACAGCCAGCACGAGUGGGGUGACGAAGAUCUGGAGGCCAAGAAGUUCCGGUUCGAGGAGCCGGUGGGUCUUUCCGACCUGGAUGACCAGACGGACCACCGGCAGUGGACCCAGCAGCACCUGGACGCCGCCGACCUGCGCGUGUCGGCCAUGGCCCCCACGCCACCCCAGGGCGAGGCUGACGCGGACUGCAUGGAUGUGAACGUCAGAGGGCCAGACGGCUUCACGCCCCUCAUGAUCGCCUCCUGCAGCGGCGGCGGCCUGGAGACGGGCAACAGCGAGGAGGAGGAGGACGCGCCUGCCGUCAUCUCCGACUUCAUCUACCAGGGCGCCAGCCUGCACAACCAGACGGACCGCACCGGCGAGACCGCCCUGCACCUGGCUGCCCGCUACUCCCGCUCCGACGCGGCCAAGCGCCUGCUGGAGGCCAGCGCUGACGCCAACAUCCAGGACAACAUGGGACGCACCCCGCUGCACGCGGCCGUGUCUGCCGACGCGCAGGGCGUCUUCCAGAUCUUGAUCCGGAACCGGGCCACGGACCUGGACGCCCGCAUGCACGACGGCACGACGCCGCUGAUCCUAGCCGCCCGCCUGGCGGUGGAGGGCAUGCUGGAAGACCUCAUCAACUCGCACGCCGACGUCAACGCCGUGGACGACCUGGGCAAGUCCGCCCUGCACUGGGCCGCCGCCGUGAACAACGUGGAGGCUGCCGUCGUGCUGCUGAAGAACGGCGCCAACAAGGACAUGCAGAACAACAAGGAAGAGACGCCCCUGUUCCUGGCCGCUCGGGAGGGCAGCUACGAGACCGCCAAGGUGCUGCUGGACCACUUCGCCAACCGGGACAUCACGGACCACAUGGACCGCCUGCCCCGGGACAUCGCGCAGGAGCGCAUGCACCACGACAUCGUGCGGCUGCUGGAUGAGUACAGCCUGGCGCGCAGCCCCCAGCUGCACGGCGCGGCCCUGGGCGGCGCGCCCACCCUGUCCCCGCCGCUCUGCUCGCCCGGCGGCUACCUGGGCAACCUCAAGCCCACCGUGCAGGGCAAGAAGGCCCGCAAGCCCAGCACCAAGGGGCUGGCCUGCGGCGGCAAGGAGGCCAAGGACCUCAAGGCGCGAAGGAAGAAGUCCCAGGACGGCAAGGGCUGCCUGCUGGACAGCUCGAGCGUGCUGUCGCCCGUGGACUCCCUCGAGUCCCCGCAUGGCUACCUGUCGGACGUGGCCUCGCCACCCCUCCUGGCUUCUCCGUUCCAGCAGUCCCCAGCGGUGCCCCUCAAUCACCUGCCCGGCAUGCCUGACACCCACCUGGGCGUUGGCCACCUAAGCGUGGCUGCCAAGCCCGAGAUGGCAGCGCUGGGUGGGGGUGGCCGGCUGGCCUUUGAGGCGGGACCACCGCGGCUCUCCCACCUGCCCGUGGCCUCCAGCACCAGCACAGUCCUGGGCGGUGGCGGCGGUGGUGGCAGUGGGGCCAUGAAUUUCACCGUGGGGGCCACGGGCUUGAACGGCCAGUGUGAGUGGCUGUCCCGCCUGCAGAAUGGCCUGGUGCCCAACCAGUACAACCCGCUGCGAGGGAACGUGGCGCCGGGCACCCUGAGCACGCAGGCCCCGGCCCUCCAGCAUGGCCUGAUGGGCCCACUGCACGCUGGUCUGUCCACGGCUGCCCUGUCCCAGAUGAUGAGCUACCAGGCCCUGCCCAACACGCGUCUGGCCGGCCAGCCUCACCUGGUGCAGAGCCAGCAGCUCCAGCAGGUGCAGCAGCAGCAGCAGAACUUACAGAUGCAGCAGCCAGGCCUGCAGCCGCAGCAAAACCUGCAGCCGCCGAACCUGCAGCCGCAGCCGCCCCAGCCGCACCUCGGCGUCGGCUCGGCCGCCGGUGGCCACCUGGGCCGGAGCUUCCUGGGCGGGGAGCCGAGCCAGGCGGACGUGCAGCCGCUGGGCCCCGGCAGCCUGGCGGUGCACACCAUCCUGCCCCAGGACAGCCUGGCCCCGCCCGCGGCGUUGCCCGCUGCGCUGGCCCCGCCCAUGAGCUCGGCGCAGUUCCUGACCCCGCCCUCCCAGCACAGCUACACCUCCUCGCCCGCGGACAACACGCCCAGCCACCCGCUGCAGGUGCCUGAGCACCCCUUCCUCACCCCGUCCCCCGAGUCCCCCGACCAGUGGUCCAGCUCGUCACCGCACUCCCACGUCUCUGACUGGUCCGAGGGCAUCUCCAGCCCGCCCACCAGCACGCAGUCACACAUCACCCACAUCCCGGAGGCCCUCAAGUGAGCAGCCGGCACCCCGGCGGGACCCUGCGCUCCGCGCACACCGGACUGAGCAGAGGGGCUUUUACUUAAGAAUCAUGUUUUUAUACAAAAUAAAAGGACAAGGAUUUUAAUUUUUUUUAGUAUUUAUUUAUGUACUUUUAUUUUACAAGGAAACACUGCCUUUUUAUUUAUAUGUAAUGUUUUCUAUGUCUCCAGGUAACAACUUUUAUCUGUUCCAAGAAAAUGAACUAGUUCUCAGUCAUGAAUUUCCUACUUAGCAUAAAUAUUGUAAAAUACAAACAAAGAUUCAUGAUUUAUAAAUGCCAUUUAUUUAUUGGUUUUUUUUCCCCCUUCAAAACCCAAAAAUAAAUGAUGCUGACAAGAGAGACUUGAACCAGCAUUGUCCGACAGUGGGGGGGGGGGUCUGCUGCCGUGGCCCAGAUGCCCCCCACCCACCUGCCCAGUGAGAAGAUGGGUCUAGACUCAAACAACAGUCAGAACCUUCACACCUCUGGCAUGUGGACUAAUUUGCAUUUAAAAUAGGAAUGUAGACUGUAAAUUGUUUCUAUGUUUCGUCGGGUUUUUUUUUAAUGCUGUUUUUGGAAAACAUGCUUUUAAAGAUGUGUCCUUGGGGAGCACCAAGGGCACGUCUCAUGGUACCAAUCAUGAAUCUUUGUUUCGGGUUCAGUAUUACAUAGCUGUUGGUUGGUCUUGUGAGUUCCUGUUCCUUCUAGAAGCUUCUCCGCCCCAGCCUUGAUACUUAAGCAUCGUGUAAGAGCGAGGAGCCUGGUGGCUGUGGGGCACCCAUCUUGGACACCACGUGGAGGAAUCCCACCCUCUUCUGGGGAAAGACACUGCCCGGGCCACGCCAGCACUGCAAGGUGAACACCUGCUUCCAGGACCAGUGGAGACGGACUCGCGUCCCCGGGGCCCAGGCUCAGCUCACCGGGCCAGACCGUCGCGGCCCCGGUUUUAUGAGACGCCCCCCAGAGCAGUCUCUGUCCAGGCUUUGGAGAAACAUGGCUGUGUCCAGCCUUGGUUUGCAGAGACAGCCCAUCCCCCGGCCUGGCACGUGCGGCUGAGGCGGUGCCCUUGGGGCAGGGGAUCCUGCUUGAGGUCCCCUCCCCGAUCUGGGGGGCACAUACCCAGGGAAGGAGCAGAUGCUUGCAAUAUCAAGUAUAAGCCUGUGGCAAACUAAAUGUCUGUAAAUACAUUUUUAAAGGUGGAUUUUGUUUAAAAAAUCUGAAUGAACAAGUCUGUCCGGGGUCGUGCUGACGCAGGGAUGUCAGAGCGUGGUUGUGCCCACGACCCGGGCCUCGCCACCUGACCUGCGGCUGCCAGGCCUGUAGCUCCUGAGAGCAAACCCGGGGAGGGCUCCCCGCUGCCGGCGGGCCUCUGCCUCCUCCAGGCAGCCUCUCCAGCCACGCCGGGGACAGCGCGGUGCCGUCCCUAGUGGGCAUGACCAGACUCGCCCUAGGAUGUUGAUUCUUACGGGGUUUGGGAAAAAAAAUAGAGUGUAGUUUACAGCAAAAGGAAACUUUUUAAAAAAGUGAUCUAUGUGCAAAACUGUAGGUGAUGAAAAGGAUGUAUUUUUUUUCAUCUUUUUUUGUUAACUGAUUUGCAAUAAAAGUAAUGCUGCGGGUCAUCGGACUUUGCUAAGCCUG